Molecule: messenger RNA, 318 nt
Organism: Microthlaspi erraticum
Lineage: Eukaryota; Viridiplantae; Streptophyta; Magnoliopsida; Brassicales; Brassicaceae
Source: the annotation of a GenBank genome assembly
AUGCAGGAUCAGUACAUAUUGCACUCAGCUGAAGCUCAGAACAUUACUCUUCCAUUUGCUUGCAGGCAUGGUUGCUGUACUAGUUGCGCCGUACGUGUCAAAUCUGGAGAGCUGAGGCAACCACAAGCAUUGGGGAUAUCCGCAGAACUCAAGGCCCAGGGGUAUGCACUUCUUUGUGUGGGUUUCCCUACAUCUGACCUUGAAGUAGAAACACAAGACGAGGACGAGGUCUACUGGCUACAAUUCGGAAGAUACUUCGCUCGUGGACCAAUUGAAAGAGAUGUUUACUCCCUUGAGCUCCCCAUCGGAGACGAGUAG